This is a messenger RNA of Aricia agestis (brown argus), 2940 nucleotides long. Its product is annotated as membrane alanyl aminopeptidase-like. Gene Ontology annotation, cellular component: cytoplasm. The transcript is spliced from 14 exons. Gene Ontology annotation, molecular function: metalloaminopeptidase activity; peptide binding; zinc ion binding. Gene Ontology annotation, biological process: proteolysis; peptide catabolic process. NCBI's taxonomy places the organism in Eukaryota, Metazoa, Arthropoda, Insecta, Lepidoptera, Lycaenidae. Bases 69 to 2861 code for a protein of 930 amino acids. The record is from RefSeq and is a predicted model, not a curated record.
UCUACCUGUAUAGAGACAGGUUUGUUGCAUUUACUAUUGUUUGAGAAUUGGUAGAGAAUACAUGAGCUAUGUGGGGAAACAUUCUCAAAAUUGCUCUCUUGGGCGCAUCAAUAGGAUUUGUUUGGAGUGAUACGAACUAUAGAUUAAAUACUACCAUCAAACCCUCAGCUUAUUCGAUAGCCAUUACACCAUAUUUUGACACAGGAGAUGCAAAUGCAUUUAAAUUUGACGGAGAAGUUUCUAUAACAUUCGAACCUGGAACCAGUAUUAGCACAAUCAAGAUACACUCUGAAGGCUUAGAAUUCAGUGCUAAUAAUAUCACUUUGAGCAACAGAUCUGGGGACAUCAACUUAAAUAUAAGUAAUCCCUUAGUUUUUGAAGAAAAAUAUUCGUUUGCUCAUAUAAAUUUAGAAGCAGCGAUACCAGCUGACGUUGAACAUGUACUCAAAAUUAAGUACAAAGGUCCUAUUAGAACUGAUCUAAACGGCUUUUAUAGAAAUUACUACUUUGAAAAAGGAGUCAAAAAAUGGCUCGGUGCCACUCAAAUGGAGCCCACGCAUGCAAGGAAGGUAUUCCCAUGCUUCGACGAACCGGAACUAAAAGCUGUAUUCACCCUGGCCAUCGACAGGCCUUCGAAUUACAAGCCUUCGUUAGCAAACACAAAAUUACAGAUAUCUGUUGAACAGACUAAUGGCUACAUUCGAGAUAUAUUUUAUCCAACGCCUAGAAUGUCUACGUACCUCGUCGCGUUUCUGGUAUCCGAAUUUGACGCCGUAACGAAUAUUAAUAAUACCGAGGAAUUCGGAAUCUACUCGAGGCCGGAGGCUAUCAAUCAAACUCAAUAUGCAUUCGAUUUCGGCGUGAGGGUUGUGAAAGCUUUGAGCGAUUACUACGGUCUGGACUACUAUUCGACCGAUAGCAAUAUAAAGCUAGAUCACAUUGCUCUACCGGACUUUAAGGCGGGCGCUAUGGAAAAUUGGGGACUGGUAAAGUACAGGGAAGCGCUGCUACUGUACGUCCCGGAGGAAUCUUCGCCGCAAUAUAAAUACCGUGUUGCUCAGAUCAUAGCUCACGAAACAACGCACAUGUGGUUCGGUAACCUCGUCACCUGUCAUUGGUGGAGCAACACGUGGCUGAACGAGGGCUUCGCUAAUUAUUUCCAGGAUUACAUCACGGCAUUGAUUGAGCCUGAAGUUGGUUCAAAAGACAUGCUAGUUAUUGGAUCAGUGUACUCUGCUUACGACGCUGAUGAUGAACCGGACUCGCCGCCCAUUACCAAUGACAAUGUCAACUCACCUGCGGAAAUAAGUGCACACUUCGGCACCAUCACCUACCAGAAGGCCGGAUCAGUCAUACGAAUGAUCCACCAUUUGAUAGGAGACGAGGCUUUCAAAUUCGGCCUGACUUCAUACUUGAUUGCUAAUGAGUUCGAGUCUGGUACUCCUGACAAGUUAUACACUGCGCUCAAUUUCGGCGUCGCCCAAUACAACUCAAUGUCACAGUAUCCUGACUCUGACGUCACCACGGUAAUGAGCUCUUGGGUGUCACAAGCCGGACAUCCGAUCCUCAAGGUCGACGUUGACUACACAACAUCCACGAUAACCUUAACUCAGAAACGUUUUUACAUAAACUCCUCUCAUAGCUCAAACGAGCUCUACAUGAUCCCGAUAACCUACACAGUUGGGAACAACCCUAACUUUACCAAUACUAAGCCAGUGUUUAUAAUGAAGGAGUCAUCUCGCAUCAUCUCCGUACCAGAUCUGAACACUGAGUCCCAUAACUGGGUCAUUUUCAACAUCCAGGAGACUGGUCUAUAUCGCGUCAACUACGAUGAUCACUCGUGGAUAAUGAUAAGGAACGCACUGAAGGAAAAACGAGAGAGCAUUCAUUAUUUAAAUAGAGCAAAGAUAAUAAAUGAUCUGUUUGGACUGCUCCACGCAGACGAAAUUAAUUUCAAACAAUUGCUAGACGUAUCCCAGUUCUUGAAGGACGAGACGGAGUAUGCGGUGUGGUACGCCGCUAUUCGUGGUUUCAGUCGACUACGGAAUUAUUACACAGGGACCGAUGCUAUGAAACUUAUUGACGAUACCAUUCUCGAUUUGAUGGACAACAUAAUAACAAAAUUAGGAUAUGCAGUAGGUUCAACAGACAGUCUAACAACUCAGAAAAAUCGUAUGCAAAUCUUACAGUUUGCGUGUAACAUAGGGCAUAAAGACUGCAUAGAUCACGCGAUAACUCUAUUCAAAAACUUCAGAAAUAAUGGCACAGCAAUUCAUCCAAGUUUGAGGCCAGUUUCAUAUUGCACUGGUCUGCGUUUUGGAGAGGCGAGUGACUACGAGUUUAUGUGGAGCCGCAUGUCUUCUACCAAUGUAGCGAACGAAGCUAGGACCAUCAGUGAAGUUUUGGGAUGUACUGUGCAUGAAGAGAAAUUAAGGAGCUAUCUUUCUUCGAUGCUGGUAGAGAACAGCCCGAUUCGAACCCAGGACCUCACCGCACCACUGACGAGCGUCUUAUCUAACUAUAGCAAUGUUGAUCUUGUCCUGGAUGUACUGAAGCAAAACAUGACACUUUGGAAAACUGUAUACUCGUCUAUGGACGGUGUUCUAUCCGCCGUAGCAUCAUCUCUACACACCCAAGCUGAUUUUACCAAGUUUGAAGCUUGGUUGUCAUCGUGUACGGAAUGCGACCAGCAGGCUUUGGCGAGUGCUAGAAAUGCUUUGAGCAAGUCCAAGGAAGCGAAGAGUUGGGCUGUCAAACAUGAAGCCUUUAUUAUUGACACCUUGAAGAACAACGCGAAUAUUUCCUACUCAUCCACCCUUUUAGUUCUUAUCAUGGUUGCCUUUACUUUGAUAAGUUCGUAAUUUGUUAAGAAAUUUUAUAAAAUAUAACGAUGUACACAAAAAUUUUUUUUUAAUUUUAGGAAAUAUUAUAAAGACAAAA